AUGUGCUGUUUCCAAGGCUUACCGUUUUCUGUACGUGGUGUACAAGACUCAGCAACAAAUCAAAUGGAGCAUGAUGGCAUGGAUGUUUGUAUUGGCUUGGCAGCUUGUCUUUGCAGAGCUAGAGGUCCUCUCCGAUAGUCUCCUCUUCCUCCGACCUGGUCACAUCCUCGACGGCUCCACUCUUCUAUUCUUCUAUCCUCUUCAUCGAAUCGUCUCCGUCGUCCUUAUCUUCUUCUCAGAUUCACAGAACUUUCCGGGAAACUCGAUCUCAUUUCCAGUCCUUUCACGCUCUCUUUUAAUCUCGUCUCGUCGUCUGUUUCUCUGUAUCGUCCGAUUCGAAAUCGGAGUCAAACCGGCUCCGAGAUUUCUCCAGUCGUCGGAAUUUCAGAUUUAUCUGGUCUGAUGGGAUCGGAGCCUCGGGUUGACCCGAGGCCGAAACUCACUGACUUGCCCGUUCUUCACAAAUUCAAGCUCUACAAAACCCCCUCGAAUUUUUAUUUGAUUGGAAGAGAUGAGAGCAAAAGCUUUCGGAGGAUUCUUAAGAUUGAUCGAACAGAACGAAGCGAGCUGAAUCUAUAUGAAGAUCCAACGAGGUAUACAAAUGCACAGAUGCGUGACCUCAAAAGAUGGAUAAGCCGAGGGAACGCGAAGCAUGGUGGGCUUAAAGCAGUCACAACUUGCUAUGGAAUCAUUGGGUUUGUGAGAUUCUUGGAGCCAUAUUACAUGCUUGUGAUAACGAAAAGAAAGAAAGUGGGUGAGAUCUGUGGCCAUACGAUUUACGGUAUAGCAGAGAGUAUGAUGAUUGUGAUACCAAAUCCUUCCGUUACGACGGGAGUGGCUGAUUGUUUAGACGAGCGAAGGUACAGGAAGCUGCUAAGCAUGAUGGAUCUUACCAAAAACUUCUACUUCAGUUACACAUAUCACCUCAUGUACUGCCUCCAGAAGAACAUACGCAACACUAUGAGAGGAGAAACUCACGACAACACCAUGUUCGUCUGGAACGCUCAUCUGACACGCGUCAUCAGAAGGGUUCUGCAGAAUACCAUCUGGACAGUUGCACUGAUCUACGGAUUCUUUCAACAGACUAAAUGUUCAGUAUCCGGUGAAGAGUUUGUAUUGACUGUCAUUGCUCGGCGUUCACGGCAUUAUGCUGGUACUAGAUAUCUAAGGCGUGGUGUAAAUAAUUUAGGCAGAGUAGCCAAUGACGUUGAGACAGAGCAGAUUGUUUCCAGAGAGGUUCCGGAGGGUCAACCAAUCCCGAUAACAUCAGUUGUGCAGAACCGAGGCUCCAUACCCUUGUUCUGGUCACAGGCGACAUCUCUCUUCACCCCACAACCUGAGAUUAAAAUAUACAAGAAACAAGAGAACUAUGAAGCUACACGAAAGCAUUUUGAGCAUCAUAGAAAAAGAUAUGGGAAGCAUAUAACCAUUCUUAAUCUUCUUAAGUCAGGUGAGAAAAUGCGUCGAGAAACCAUUUUACGGGCAGAGUUUGCACAGGCAAUCCUACAUAUUAACAAAGACAAGACAAACGAGGACCGUUUAAAUGCGAUUCAUUUUGAUCUGAGCAAACACUACAGAAGUGGAGUAGAUGAUGCGUUCAGACACUUAUGCAUCUUUGCAAAGAAAUCACUUGGAUUAACGGACUUGUUUUACUGUGAAGCUCCUUCAGGUGUAGGAGCUGAAGGAGUGAUCCAUGAGUCUUUUUACCCUGACCAUUUUCCGAGUGAAGAGGAGGAGGCAAGUAGUCAAGAUAUUGAAGCUUUGAAGGUUCAAAAUGGGGUCUUAAGGACCAACUGCAUCGACUGCUUGGACCGCACCAACUUUGCUCAGUUCGCCUUUGGAUUGGUAGCUCUUGAGCACCAGUUGCAAACAUUGGGUAUUGAAGGGCCACCUAUCGUUGAUGUCAACAAUCCUUUGGCAUUAAGCUUGAUGAACACUUACCAAAACAUGGGCGACACAAUUGCGCAGCAGUAUGGUGGCUCUGAAGCACACAGCAAGAUGUUUAGUGACCUGAGAGGUGAUCGGAACGUGGUGGAUAGGCCUCGUGAGUUCUUGAUAGCUUUGACUCGUUACUACAAUAACUCUUACCAGGACAGCCAUAAGCAGAACGCCAUCAAUCUGUUCUUGGGGCAUUUCCGGCCUGAACUGGGGGCACCAGCGAUAUGGGAGUUAGAUCCUGACCAGCACAACAUCGGAAGAACUAGUUCUAACUUAGAUAUGGAAAAUAUCAGGCCACCGCUAAUUAGGAGAUCCUUUUCCGAUAACAUACUCAUGGGCAUCGAUUUGAAUGUGGAGGAGCCGGCGAAAGAAGUUCCUCCGCCUGCACGUGAAACUUUAAACGGUGGCAUCUCGGAAACCAACUUACAGUUCUCAUUCUAUGAAAAUGGCGCAGCUUCUUCAAGCUCUGUUUUGCGCGUUGAAGAUAUUUCGCUAGGAACAAGACCAAGCCAGGUGUUUCCAGGCAGUAGCUCUAAUUCUGAUUCUCAGAGGCCCCACGAUGAUAUACCUGGUUUUGGACACUCUUACAAAACUCAAUUCACUCCGGCAGAAGAAAUAUUUGAACGUUACAACUCAUUCUCGUCAGACAUCUUCACCGACCUGGAGGAUUCAGUCACUUCUAGAACUAAUACGAACAUAAGUUCUCCGUCUCCUCGAAGAGAUAACAAAGAAAAAGUACCUGGCUACUCAAAUAUUUUCACUCGGUGGGUUUUCUCCGGAAGAGCAUUGUAA
Messenger RNA from Microthlaspi erraticum, 2730 nucleotides. Lineage: Eukaryota; Viridiplantae; Streptophyta; Magnoliopsida; Brassicales; Brassicaceae. The record is from the annotation of a GenBank genome assembly.